Molecule: messenger RNA, 1892 nt
Organism: Hypoxylon trugodes
Lineage: Eukaryota; Fungi; Ascomycota; Sordariomycetes; Xylariales; Hypoxylaceae
Product: phosphoglycerate mutase-like protein
Exons: 3
Coding region: 366-1520 (384 amino acids)
Cellular component (GO): cytoplasm
Molecular function (GO): phosphatase activity
Source: RefSeq, a predicted model, not a curated record
CAACGCCUUCCAAUCUAAUUCUACGUUUCUAUACACCUACAAUUUCAACAAACAAAUAAGUAAAUCCAGAUUAAUUUUCCAUUUGCGCAAGAAAUCCUACCUUAUUACCAGGGCUGAACUGGAUAGCAAAUAAAUACACAUUGAUUUCCCAUUGGACACCUUGAGCGAAACGGGUAAUACAAAGACACAGCCCACCUCUGCCCCGCUCUCGUCAUACCUACAAUCAGGUAUCUCUUCUUGAACAUAGAAAUACCAUAUCUAAGGCAUCCUUUCUCAAAGGCUCCUUCGCUGCAUUCAGCCCGAUCUGCGUCAUUUAGUAACCGACCCUCACAUUUGCCUCCCUCAGUUUGUCUACUGCGCGCUCCAUGAAACGAUUAAUCCGUCGACUCACACAUCCGCAAAGCGACAAGGUGAUACAAAAGGGCGCGACCACCGAGAAGGCUGCUCAGAAUGCGCCGGACACCAUGCUCGAGACACCACCACAGCAAGAUAGAAAUACCAUGGCUGACUCAUCAGCCGCAUUUCAGAAUCGUGAAGCGAACACAUCUACCUCAUCGCAUACCCACGACAUGAUUUAUAAAUACUCUUAUGUCCCGGAUUUUUUCAAAAAUUACGCCGAUAUAGCGGAUUCCUCGCUUAAUGGUAAGGUCUCAACUCAACCUGCGCUGGGGAUAUUAGAGAAAGAGUAUGAUGGGGAGAGCGCAAAUCCAACAACAAACGGGGAGCGAGCGCAACAAUGGGUGCGAUUCACAAAUUAUAUCCAGGAACUCAACCGACGACAUAUAAACGACGGCACAUCAUAUAAACUUUUAUACAUAAUACGACACGGGCAAGGGAUUCAUAACGUGAAGAUGGACGAAUUAAAGGUAGCAGAAGAAGCCGGGACUUUGGAAAUAAUCGACGGAAAACCGUUGAACUGGAAAAAUUAUUGGUCGCAUGAGGACGGAGAUGGCAAGGUAAUAUGGGCGGAUGCGCAGCUUGUCGAUAAGGGUAUCCGACAAGCCCAAGAUCUCGCCAAGCUAUGGAUAGACGAAGCGCAGAAGGAUGCGCUACCAUUACCGGGCACGGUCUACACCAGCCCUCUUGCACGAUGUCUCGAAACGACGAGACUUGCAUACACACCGGUUAUGGCUAGACAUGGAAGACGUCUCCAAGCCGUAAUCAAGGAGAACCUUAGGGAACGAAUUACCGAUCAUACAUGCGAUAGACGAAGUACGCGAUCGUGGAUAGAGCGCAAUUACCCCGAUUAUACCAUCGAGGAAGGCUUUUCGGAGGAGGACAAAAGUUGGGAUGUGACAAAAUCGGAAUCGCUCGAGCAACACGUGGUAAGGAUACAGCGACUCUUCGACGAAAUAUUUUCAAAUGACGCCUCUCCGAUCAUUUCCUUAACCACACAUUCGUACGCACUGACGGCCAUAUUGGCACUAGUGGGAUAUCCCAAAUUUCUUGUAAAUGAGGGGACGAUUGUGCCACUGUUCAUCAAGGCUGAAAAAGUUACACAGAAUACUCCGCCUUCAUGAAUAGGUUGCGCGCAUGAGUAGGUGAAGUUUAGCUGGUGUAUCGCCCGUGGCGCAUCGCUUCAGGCGUAUUUUAUGCGGGAAGGCUUCUUUUGGAUCGAUUGUUUGGCUGCCUCGAGAAGGAGGAGGUGCUAAUAAAUCGGGGGCGUCUACACAGCCCCGAUGAUACGAUGCUAGGUAUUACCGCCAGCCACCGAAUUGAGACCUAUUGUCAGGGAUUUCUUCUGUGUCCCCUAAUUGAUUGGCCUAAUUUUGCUGAGGGGCUUCUGUAAUAUGCAGCUUGUAGCGGAAGCGACCCACGAAAAGGCCCCCAAAUCGCAAUGCCUGCAAUGCAACAUGUGUGUGCUGUUUGAUUAGAUUUGAUUAGAAUCUUUC